This is a messenger RNA of Prunus dulcis (almond), 1505 nucleotides long. RefSeq lists its product as uncharacterized. Gene Ontology annotation, molecular function: DNA binding. Lineage: Eukaryota; Viridiplantae; Streptophyta; Magnoliopsida; Rosales; Rosaceae. Bases 93 to 1241 code for a protein of 382 amino acids. The transcript is spliced from 6 exons. The record is from RefSeq and is a predicted model, not a curated record.
CGGGUACCAAUUGAAAGCUCUAAAAUCCGCGUUUUGUGGCAAAACGGGUCUGGUUUGCCUGCACCCUCGUCUACCUUAUCUUCCACCUUGAAAUGCCGUUCUUUCACCUGAGAUUGACUGCUCCACACUCAACUCUCAAUCACGUUCCGCUGUUUGGUUAUGUGGUGGAACCCACUCACUUCCCACAGAACACACAUCAUUUGAAUUAUCAUUUACCUGUUUUGAAGAAUUGGCCUCCCUUGUAUGCUUUUGUUCAUUCAUUGCCUAGAUUUCAUUCUUUGGGAGGCAUGCACAUUAGUGCUGACAUGGCUGAGAAAUUCGAUAUUCUCAACAUCUGCCAUUCUAUACUUGGCAUGAAUUCAUAUGAGAAGCAAAGCUCGAUGUGGGAGGUUCAAUCGAUGCAUCAUACUGACUCUCCAGACAGUAUUAGCAAGGAAGAGAAGGAAAGACAGAGACGAAAAAAAAUAGGACUAGCCAACAAAGGGAGAGUACCAUGGAACAAAGGCAGAAAACAUAGUUCGGAGACUUGUAAGCGAAUCAAACAGAGAACAAUAGAAGCCUUAAAAGACCCCAAGGUUAGAAAGAAGAUGUCUGAGCAUCCCCGUCCUCAUAGUGCCGAGUCCAAGGCAAAAAUGCGUUCUUCACUUAGACGUGUUUGGGGACAGCGUUUAAAAUGGAAACGAUUGAGGGAGAAAUAUUUUCUGUCGUGGGUUGAAAGCAUAGCAGAGGCGGCUAAGAAAGGUGGUAGCGGACAGCAAGAUCUCUGUUGGGAUAGCUAUGAGAAGAUACAUCAAGAAUUACAUCUCCAACAGCUUCAACUGGCUGCGGAAAAGAAAAAGGAGAAGGCGAAAGAGAGGACAAAGAAAAGAGCAAUGAAAGCAGAACAAGUUAAAGCAAAAAAAAUGGCAAGGCUUGCUCGUGAGAGGAGAAAAGAUGGAGAAGUCUUUGACGAUACUGAAGGGAUGACAGUUCUUCAAGGGCAGAAUUGUAAGCAGAGAUUAAUGAAGCUUGAAAGAAAAACUUCAACAAAUGGACAACCUGCUGCUCGAGGGGACAUAGUCAUGUCGCAAAUCUCAGCUUUCGAGAAACUGGAUCUAGAGCUUAUAAAGAGGGAAAAAAUGCAGAAAGAAGUUUCAUUCGCAGACCAGAUCAGAGCUGCCAAAAACAGAAGAAUGGAAUUAACUAUGGUAGCCUCAUCCUCUGUUCAUGCAGCCAACAAGAAACCAGGGGAGUAUGCUUAAAUUUCCACAUCCUUAGCAGCAGUUGAAAUAGAGAUGUAUGGAGGGCAACUUAUUUUCUUCUUUAAGAGGAUUUUUAUGUAGCUUAAUGUUCAUUUGUUUGAUGGUUUGUAGGAAGAGAAAAUAUCGGACUCUUGGACGCAUUUUUCCAACUAGUCGCAAGAGUCCCCUCAUUUGUUUUCAGGGCUUCAUUGAGGUCCAUCCGGCUACAGUGCAGCGUUUUUAUGUGAAAACUUUGUUACGUGAAUCUGUCAUGACCAGAAAUCA